Molecule: messenger RNA, 5442 nt
Organism: Vespa crabro (European hornet)
Lineage: Eukaryota; Metazoa; Arthropoda; Insecta; Hymenoptera; Vespidae
Gene: Evi5
Product: ecotropic viral integration site 5 ortholog
Exons: 11
Coding region: 1602-4457 (951 amino acids)
Source: RefSeq, a predicted model, not a curated record
CCAGUAUGUGCCUGGCCGUUCGACGUCGCCGGUUAAUCGACGAGGAAAAGAGAAAAAUAGAGACAGAUAUAGAGAUAAAGAUAGAGAUAGAGAAAGAGAGAGAGAGAGAGAGAGAGAAGAGAGGAAAAAAAAUAGAAACAAAAAGAGAGAGAGAGAGAGGGAGGGAGGGAGGGAGAGGGAGACAAUAGAAUCAAUAACGAUAAACUGGUAACGAGUCUACCAAGAAAGAUUAAGAUCGGAUUUUACUUGGAUGCUGUCCUUAUCUUCAGUGCAAUGGACCAACAAAAUCGACCUCGAUCUUCACGUCUAAGGAUGCUACGAACUAUGACGGAAGAUUGGCGAUAAGAAGGCGGAGCCAAAGAAACGAAAAGAAUUCUCCAGGGAAUAGGACUCGAGUGACAUCGAGUUUUUUUCAGGAUAUAAUUAAUAUCUUGAAAUUAGAAUUAUUUCUCUCUUUCUCUCUCUCUCUCUCUCUCUCUCUCUCUCUUCCUUUUAUUUUUUUGUUUGUUCUUAUUUAUAGUUUUUAUUAUCGUGGAUGGGUAAGAAAUAUUAGGGAAAGAUUUAUGCAAAUAUGUAUUUAUAUGUGUACGUGUUGUACAUCGGCCAUAGUGGCUUUAAAUGUCUUGCAAGGAAAGGAGUGCGAACGCGAUGAAACGUGAUAUGUAAUAAUACUCUGCUUUCUCUCUCUCUCUCUCCUUCUCUCUCCCUCUCUCCCUCCCUCUCUCUUUUUUCUAUUUUUUUUGUUACAUUUUUUUUAUUAUUAUUACUCUCUCACUUACUCGUUUCGAACGAUGCGAUUCCUUAAAUCGUAAUAUUACGCUUCUAAACACGGUUGGAAACUAGGAUGCAUGACCGAUCGAAUGCUACUCGCUUCUUCUUUUUCUCCUUCUUUUUUUUUUACUUCCCCCUUUCCUAUAAGAAAAAAGAGGGGGGAGAGAGAGAGAGAGAGAGAGAGAGAGAGAGAGAGAGAGAGAGAGAGAGAGAAAGAGAAAUUUCGAGCAAGAAUUAUGAAAGUAUUCGAGAACGUAAGAUUCUUGAUAGAUAAGGAAAAGUUUCUACGAUCUAUGAUUUUUCAACGAUGCGGAUAAUUCUGGUCCAUUGGGAAAUAUUCGAUAAUGAAUGAAUUAAAUGAUUUAUAAUUAAAAUUUUUCUCUUUUUAUUUGUGUGCUGACUGCAAUGUUCUUUAAAAACAAAAAUAAAAAAAAUGUUGAAUGAUAUAUUUUUUUCGCGUGUUUGCAAUUCUUCGAUCAAUUGAUCUAUACAAAAAAGAAAUUUUAUUCUUGUCGUAGCUUGAAGAUAUAUAUAUAUAUAUAUAUAUAUACACACAUAGGUAUAUACUUGUCCUGGUUUACGGACAGUAGAAGACAGCGAGUAAAUUCCUUUGCUGUAAAUACCUGUUCAGCUUUUUCCGAAUAUAUGAAUUAAAGCUCGUGGAUCAACGAUCGAUCGAUCGUGAGAAAUAUCAAGACUUCAUUUUGGAACUGAACUUUUUAAAUUUCAUAAGAAGAAGUUGACUAAUGACAAAACAAUGAACGUCUUAAAUUAAAGAAUAUAAUUGAAGAAUUUAAAAUUUAACAAGGUUUUCUAUCAAUAUUUCAAAGAUGAAUGCGUUUGUUGGAAUGUGCGUUGCCAACGAGUGGAAUCGUCAAGGCACCGUUUUACGAUGCCAGGAAAAGCCGAGAAUGAACGUAAAGAUAAGCAAAACGAAGAAUGGAAUGGACUCGUUACCACCACCACAUAAGAUCUUUAUGGUCCUACGUGGUAUCCUGACACCUGCGACUGCUCGACUUAUUCGGAAUAAAUUAUCCAAAAGGACUCGAGAAAGUAAUAACAACAACGGUACUCCAGUAGGACAAUUAGGGUCGACGCGUCAUGGACCUCAGCUGAUGAGCCUGCUUCGUUUAUGCACCACUGUGCAUCACCACCACCAUCACCAACAACAACAACAACAACAACAGUCUUCCCAGUGCGGUAUUUUGCAUUCCGACAAAAUAUUUCCGAACCCGUCGUCGGAACUUUAUCAGGAGGAGAGGAUAAAUUCGUCUCAGGAAAUUCCUAUUGACGAGCUGGCUUUACUAGCUAAGCUGGAGGAAGCCAAUAGGCUCAUCGAGUCGGAUGCAAAGUCGCUUAACUCUCUUCAGAGUAAUCAUAGUAGGAAAGGUUCGGACACAUCGCAGGUGUCCGUGGCGUCGGGGGGUAGCGGAGGUAACGGAGAUGCCGCACCCCGACGCCACACGACUGCUGAUGGUGAAGAGAACACCUGGAGUUUGUGGGGUCACAUAGUUUCCGAUUGGGAUUAUCAUUGGAAGAAGAGAAAAGAUUUUGUCAAAGAAUUAGUCCGACAGGGUAUACCCCAUCACUUCAGGGGUAUCGUCUGGCAAUUGUUGAGCGGCGCACACGAUUCUCCUGUAAAAAAACAGUUCGCAGAAUAUAUCAAAGCAACGUCAGCCUGCGAGAGGAUUAUCAGGAGAGAUAUAGCGAGAACAUAUCCUGAGCAUGACUUUUUUAAGGAAAAAGAUGGUCUUGGUCAGGAGAGUUUGUUUAAUGUUAUGAAAGCGUAUAGUCUUCAUGAUCGCGAAGUGGGUUACUGCCAAGGUUCGGGAUUCAUUGUAGGAUUGCUUCUUAUGCAGCAAAUGCCAGAGGAAGAAGCUUUUGCAGUAUUAGUAGCGCUUAUGCAAGAGUAUCGUUUGCGAGAUAUGUUUAAGCCGAGUAUGGCAGAAUUAGGGGUGUGCAUGUAUCAAUUAGAACAUUUAGUCGCCGAUACGCAUCCCGAACUACACGCUCAUUUCACGGCUCAAGGUUUUCAUACUUCGAUGUACGCCUCCUCUUGGUUUCUCACGCUGUUCACCACGGCACUGGGACUACCCCUCGCCUGUCGUAUCUUUGAUGUAUUCCUAUCCGAAGGAAUGGAGAUAAUCUUCAAAGUUGCGCUGGCUAUGUUGCAUUUAGGAAAGGAGGAUUUACUAAGUUUGGAUAUGGAGGGCAUGUUGAAGUUUUUCCAGAAACAAUUACCGAGCAAAGCUGAGAAAGAUCCGGACGUACUUAUGAAUCUGGCAUACAGCAUGAAAAUAAAUCCAAAGAGGAUGAAGAAGCUGGAGAAGGAUUAUACCGUACUCAAGAUGAAGGAGCAAGAAGAGAUGGUAGAAUUACGGAGACUCAGGGCGGAAAAUAGAUUACUCAGGCAAAGAACUGAACUUUUAGAGGCCGAAUCUGCUGAGCUCGCCGACAGAUUAGUGAGAGGUCAAGUUUCUCGUGCGGAAGAAGAGGAAACUGCGUUUGUAGUGCAAAGGGAAUUGGCUGCCCUUCGACACACGCAUCUUGAGACCAGUCAUCAGCUCGAACAAGCCCACGAUGAACUCAGAUCGUUGUCUCUUCUUUUAGAGGAAAACGUGAACUCGCGACAAUCGUCGCUCGACGAGAUCCUGUUGAAGCAGGAAGCUUUAUCGCAAAAGGAGGAACUGAUACAGUGCCUACAAGAGGAAUUGGUUAGGGUCAGACUAAGCGAGGCUGAAAAUGGUGUAACGAUCAGGGAACUUAGGGCCAGAAUACAGGAAUUGGAACAAGACAAAAAGACUUUACGCGAAUCAACACCUGAUAAUUCUGUUGCUCAUCUGCAGGAAGAACUGAUUGCUGUUAAACUCAGAGAGGCAGAAGCGAAUCUCUCUUUGAAGGAUCUCCGACAAAGGGUUAUAGAAUUGAGUGCUGCGUGGCAAAGGCAUCUACAGGAGCAUAGAUCUGCUCAAUCCGCUCCAGCAGCGGAUUCAACACCGAAAAAGUUACUUUUUUGGGAAAAUAGAGGUCACGAAGUACAAAAGUACGAGGAAGAUCUGAUGACCACCAGAAUUCGAGAGAUGGAAGCUCUUACUGAGGUCAAAGAACUUAGGCUUAAGGUCAUGGAACUCGAAACUCAAGUACAGGUCGCUACAAAUCAAUUGCGUAGGCAAGAUGAAAAUGGGAAAGUACUUAAGGAAGAAUUGGAGAAUGCACGUGCUGCGGAAAAAGUUCUCGCUGCCAAGUUGCGAGAUGAACAGCGUAAGUACGCCGAUUUGGAAUCGAAAAUAAAAGAUGAGACAAUGAUGGCUAGGAUACGUGAUGCUGAACAUGCUCAACAAGUUGCCGAGCUCACGCAGAAAAUUUCUUUGCUCGAAUUAAAGAACGAAGAAAUGCAUGCGGAAGGUGAGCUAAGAAAUAAUUUAGAUGACAGUGAGAGAGUAAGAGAACUCCAAGAUAAAGUUGCGGAACUAAAAGCAGAGGUCAUGAGGUUAGAAAGUUGGAAACAACGUUGGACCGGCCAUGGUGAUCAUCAACCCGUUCGAAGUUUUAGCAUCGACACUGAGAGUGAGUUAGACGAGCGGGAUCUGAGGAUUUGUUUACCAGAUCAUAUCAACACGACCACUCCAAACUCACCCGAGAUUGUUGAAACUGAGACCGAACGAGGUAAUCGGGAGUACUUGUAAAAAAGAAAAGAAAAGAACAGAAAAUAUGAUUAUUGCCCGGGUAACUCGUUCCUUAACAGUGACCUUCCUAGGAUGUGAUAGUAACUUCUGACGUAAGUAAAUCGCGUUUUGAGAAAGCAGAAGCAUAACGAAAAGCUAUAACAAAAAAAAAGAAUAGAAAAUAAGAAAAAAAUAAGCUGCUGCUUUGUCUUUUUUAUUAACAAAAUUUCAUUUUAGCCUACAUACGUAAUAGGUGUUAUGUACACAUAUAUAUAUAUAUAUAUAUAUAUAUAUAUAUAUAUAUACAUACAUACAUAUACAUAUAUAUUUAUAUUUAUAUUUAUAUUUAUAUUUAUAUUUAUAUUUAUAUUCAUAAGAUACAUAUUUCACGACGUUUACGUCGAUUUUUUCUUCGCUUUGGCCUAAUAUCUUAUACGUCCAUCAUUUCUUUUUCUUUGUAUUUUUCUUUUUUUUUUAUUUCUUCACGUUUGUAAAUACGUAAUUGUCUUAAAUAUGAAACAUUUCUGCGAACACUGUAGAGAAAGCGAAUUUGCACUGAUUCACGAAAAUUAGAAUUUAUUGAUAGAAUUUAUUAUUAUUUUUAUUCUUCCUCUUAUUAUUAUUAUUAUUAUUAUUAUUAUUAUUAUUAUUAUUAUCAUCAUCAUCAUUAUUAUUGUUAUUAUUAUUAUUAUUCGCUUUCGUGCAUGUGUGCGUGUGAAAUUUGCAUGCAUGUGCGGUGUCUUUGUUCGAGCGAGCACGACACACUAAUAACAUGUUUAUGAAAAUAAUUUUUUUAAUUAUUAUUUUUUUCUUAAACUUAUUGCUUUUUGCAAUAGGUUCAAAUAGCACGUAAGAAUGUCUUAAUUAAUGAAAUUGAAGAUUUUUUAACUGUUCGAUACAGGCUAAUCUUGGGAUUUACAAUAAUAAAAAAAAGAUUUGUCGAUUUUUGUCUCGAAGAGAGUAGGUAUAUGUAUAGAAAGAAAAUCAUCAAAUUGUUAUUCAUCUA